Messenger RNA from Penicillium nucicola, 2157 nucleotides. RefSeq lists its product as uncharacterized. The transcript has 2 exons. The record is from RefSeq and is a predicted model, not a curated record. NCBI's taxonomy places the organism in Eukaryota, Fungi, Ascomycota, Eurotiomycetes, Eurotiales, Aspergillaceae. The coding region runs from base 1 to 2157 and encodes 718 amino acids.
AUGACAAGCCAUUACCGUACCCUGUCCCCUAGCCGAGCACGGCACUCCAUGGUUGAUCCCAUGCGAGCGUCCACUGGCAUGGUCCAGAUGGGGUCCUCUUAUGAUCCGUACGAAUCGACCAGGCACUAUUACGACGACUACCCAUCCGAUGCUGGCUAUGCUAGUGCCUAUGGCCAUCGCUCGAGUCGUCCCUCCAAACUGGAAGCCCACCCUGUGUCUUCCCAUCGAGUCCAUGACCCGAAUUCAGCCACCAAGAAAAGAACCGAAUACACUGUUACCCCCAGACACAGAAGCAAUACCACAUCAGGAUCGAACCCGUACGAGACCCCAACACGACUGGCUGUGCCAUCGUCAUCUCACCAGCGUCUGUCGCCAGUGCUUCAAUCAAGUCAUGGCCACGCUUCAAGUCCUCUUGUUUCGGAAUCGGGUCACCAUCUGGUCCCGGCUUCGGCGUUGCACCCUGGGCAUCGCCGAAUCUACAGCACUGACUAUGCAAGCGAUACUGGCCACUUGGGGUCGCGGGAUAAGGUGCACCACCGAAACUACGAUGGUCACCGACCACAUGCACAUGCACCAUCCCACUCACGUCGUUAUCCAGCAUAUAAUGCGUUGAGGAAAGGCGACGAUAUUGACGAUUUUGAUGCCUACUCAUACACUACACCUCGCGAGCAGUUUGAUCGGGAUUAUCCAGUCCAGGCUCGCUCUCAUAAAUCGAGACAUUCGCUCGAUCGGCCCCUCAGCAUUACUGGGGCUGAAGAUAACCCCCAGUGGCUGGCACGGAGGGACCGACAUCACGGUCCGCCUCCCACUUCCUGGGGCCUCGACAAAAUCAGCCGCGACCGACAAAGAAGUUCUACGCGGACACGAGAUGACUCUCGUGAUCGCCACAGAUCAAAAACUGGGCUUCAUGACCAAGCUUUGGUUCCGGUGGCUCACGACUCUGAGGAUGAGUACACACCUCGGCAUAGUGAGCAUGGCCGCCGCCGCCGCCAUCACAGAUCACAUCGUGAUGAUAGUCGGGACCCCCACUACCCCGAGGAUCGCUAUUUGAAACCGCACGAUGGCGAGCGGGCCGCGGUCGGGCUUGGAACGGCGGCCCUAGGAGGUGGAUACUCCGACGUUUCAGACUAUGAGCGUCCCUCCCGACGCCGACACAGGCACCAUGAGGACCGUGACAAGCGAGAGCACGGUGCAGUCCAGGCCCCGUCGUCGAGAGAGAUUGUGGAAGCAACCCCUGGCGGCGAAAGAACCAAGCAGUCUUAUCUGGACCCAGCGGAUGCUAAUCGCCAUGGUCGAUCGCGAAGACAUUCUCGACAACGCGCGCACAGUGAUGCUGGCGAAACAUCUGAUGAAGACCUGCGAAAAUAUAGACGCGAGCCUUCGGCCUCAGCGCACCGCAAACACAGCAGCGAAGACACCUCAGAGAGCGACCGGGGCCACAGUCGGGAUCGCUCCCGCCGUAGUCACCAACGAGAUCAUUCCCGUGGACACCGUUCCUCUCGCUCUCGUCCUCGUAUGCUGGAGGAUGGCCAUGCUAGUGAGACUCGCCGGUCGCCACCAAUUGAUCACACCAAAGAUGACCCAAGGAGACCCGUGACGGUUGAUCCACCAGUGGCACCAAAAGAGCCCGAGGCUCCUCCCAAGGGAAUUCUCAAGGCGCCUCGUCCUGCAUUCCCUGAGGAGCGCAACCCUGUCAGAGAAGGAGUUGCACCUCUCAAAGAUGCUCACAAGCAGGGCAUCCCACCCGGAGCUCGAUGGACCAAGAUCGACCGGCGGUUGGUGAACCCCGAAGCAUUGGAAGCAGGGAAUGAACGAUUCGAGGAACGCUCAGAUUAUGUGAUCGUCCUGAGAGUCCUGUCCAAGGAAGAGAUCCAGGCAUAUGCUACCAAAACACAAGAAGUUCGAGAAACCCGACGCCAGGAAUAUCUGCGUGACAAGCGCCAACAUCGAGACGAAACCCAACGUCACGGCCGCCGGGGCGAAGAAUCUUCAAGCGAUGACGAAGACGAGGGCGAGGAUGAGCUCCCGAAGAAGCUCGAAGCACCCCCGGCAUCCAACGAGCAGAAGCCAUCUCUACCCAUGCGCCCGCACACAUCCAACCACUCCCUGCCGGAGCCCGACAGGCCCCGUAUGAGUCCGUCCGUUGCGCCGGCGUAA